Molecule: messenger RNA, 1164 nt
Organism: Trypanosoma cruzi
Lineage: Eukaryota; Euglenozoa; Kinetoplastea; Trypanosomatida; Trypanosomatidae
Product: trypanothione reductase, putative
Exons: 1
Biological process (GO): cellular response to oxidative stress; glutathione metabolic process; cell redox homeostasis
Cellular component (GO): cytosol; mitochondrion
Molecular function (GO): flavin adenine dinucleotide binding; glutathione-disulfide reductase (NADPH) activity
Source: RefSeq, a predicted model, not a curated record
AUGUCAAAAAUUUUUGAUUUGGUUGUCAUUGGCGCCGGCUCGGGCGGACUGGAGGCUGCUUGGAACGCGGCGACACUCUACAAAAAGCGGGUUGCGGUGAUUGAUGUUCAGAUGGUUCACGGGCCCCCGUUUUUUUCUGCUCUAGGCGGCACGUGUGUCAAUGUUGGCUGCGUUCCGAAGAAAUUGAUGGUUACAGGGGCCCAAUACAUGGAACACCUACGCGAGUCUGCUGGGUUCGGGUGGGAGUUUGAUCGCACCACUCUCAGAGCGGAAUGGAAGAAACUUAUUGCUGUCAAGGACGAGGCGGUGCUGAAUAUCAACAAGAGUUAUGAGGAGAUGUUUCGGGACACGGAGGGUCUGGAGUUUUUCCUGGGCUGGGGAUCACUGGAGUCAAAGAAUGUCGUCAAUGUUCGCGAGAGUGCCGACCCGGCCAGCGCAGUGAAGGAGCGCCUGGAGACGGAGCACAUUCUACUUGCCAGUGGGUCGUGGCCGCACAUGCCAAACAUCCCUGGUAUUGAGCAUUGCAUCAGCAGCAAUGAGGCAUUCUACCUGCCGGAGCCACCGCGUCGUGUCCUCACUGUCGGCGGAGGCUUCAUUUCCGUGGAGUUUGCAGGCAUUUUUAACGCCUACAAGCCGAAGGACGGACAAGUGACGUUGUGCUACCGCGGUGAAAUGAUCCUUCGUGGCUUUGACCACACUCUCCGUGAGGAACUCACAAAGCAGCUCACCGCCAACGGCAUUCAAAUCCUUACGAAGGAAAAUCCGGCCAAGGUGGAGUUGAACGCGGAUGGCAGCAAAAGUGUUACUUUUGAGAGCGGCAAAAAGAUGGACUUUGAUCUUGUCAUGAUGGCGAUUGGCCGUUCUCCCCGAACCAAGGAUUUACAGCUGCAAAACGCCGGUGUCAUGAUCAAGAACGGUGGUGUGCAGGUGGACGAGUACUCGCGCACGAAUGUUUCCAACAUUUACGCCAUCGGUGACGUCACAAAUCGUGUCAUGUUGACACCCGUGGCCAUAAAUGAAGCCGCUGCCCUUGUGGAUACCAUCUUUGGUACCACUCCGCGAAAGACGGACCACACCCGUGUGGCGAGUGCCGUCUUCUCUAUUCCUCCAAUUGGUACCUGCGGUCUCAUUGAAGAGGUUGCAUCCAAGCGCUACGAGGUGGUG